This is a messenger RNA of Lichtheimia ornata, 201 nucleotides long. RefSeq lists its product as uncharacterized. The record is from RefSeq and is a predicted model, not a curated record. The transcript has 3 exons. The coding region runs from base 1 to 201 and encodes 66 amino acids. NCBI's taxonomy places the organism in Eukaryota, Fungi, Mucoromycota, Mucoromycetes, Mucorales, Lichtheimiaceae.
AUGGUACCUCUGGCAGCAACAGGAUACGGAUCUCAAAGCAAGAAUGCUGUAUGGUUGGCUCAAUGUGAAACAGCAGCAAGACAACAUGGAUGGCAUGGAGAUACGGUUUUCAUUUGUGACAAGAAUGCUAUUGAGCAGCACCACAAGGGAUUUAAAAAUGCAUCCUCUGUUCUCACGGCUCCAUCGUUUUACGGCUAUUGA